AUGAUGUCGACUCCACCCCAAUCGCCACAACUCAACUUGCUUGAAGGCUAUCUAAAUACCAGGAAUAACAUAACAAUCGGAGACAUUGGACUGCAAAGAUACAUCUUUGUUGCAGUCCACUCCUCUGCGACAAACGAAUCAGAAGUAGUUCCAAAAGCCAUUCAAUUUGUGGAAUACUUGAAAACCGACAAGAUUAUUACACCAGCAAUAUCAAAACUAUUCACCAUCAAGUUACCAGAUGAGGAUCGCAAGCAUGAAAUCUUGAACUUUCCCACAAUUUUUCAGGAUAUAGCUGCCCCCGAGAAGAGAGUUAUUAACGAAACCUAUACAUUGUACCGAGAAAUACACAGAAGAAUGAUAGGGCAGAUGAUGACAACACUAGGUUUUGGCUACAUGAAAGCUGUUAGUGAAAUGGGAGGUGUUCCAGAAAUUUCAAAAAAAUUGGAGGAAGAAUAUUUAAAAGACUCAGUCCCUUUAAAAGUCCUUCAAGUAAAAGAAUUCUGGGAAGAAAAAAUGCAUGCAGACACAAUGGAAUAA
This is a messenger RNA of Saccharomycopsis crataegensis, 537 nucleotides long. RefSeq lists its product as uncharacterized. The record is from RefSeq and is a predicted model, not a curated record. Lineage: Eukaryota; Fungi; Ascomycota; Saccharomycetes; Ascoideales; Saccharomycopsidaceae. The transcript has 2 exons. Bases 1 to 537 code for a protein of 178 amino acids.